AGCAGCCCAACUGCAGAGGUGCCUUUGAUCUCUACUUCGUCCUGGACAAGUCUGGGAGUGUGGCAAAGAACUGGAUUGAAAUUUACAGUUUUGUCCAGCAACUUACAGAGCGAUUUGUGAGCCCUCAAAUGAGAUUAUCUUUCAUUGUGUUUUCUUCUCAAGCAACCAUUAUUUUGCCAUUAACUGGAGACAGAGGCAAAAUCAGCAAAGGCUUGGAGGAUUUAAAACAUGUUAUUCCAACAGGAGAGACAUACAUCCAUGAAGGACUAAAGCUAGCAAAUGAACAAAUUGAGAAAGCAGGAGGCUUAAAAACCUCCAGUAUCAUAAUUGCUCUGACAGAUGGUAAGUUGGACGGUCUGGUGCCAUCAUAUGCGGAGAAAGAGGCAAAAUUAUCCAGGUCAUUUGGGGCUAGAGUUUAUUGUGUUGGUGUCCUUGACUUUGAACAAGAUCAACUCGAAAGAAUUGCUGAUUCCAAGGAACAAGUUUUCCCUGUCAAAGGUGGAUUUCAAGCUCUUAAAGGGAUAAUUAAUUCUAUCCUAGCCCAGUCAUGCACUGAAAUCCUGGAAUUGCAGCCCUCAAGUGUAUGUGUCGGGGAGGAGUUUCAGAUUGUUCUGAAGGGCAGAGGAUUCAACCUGGGCAGCCGCGGCGGGAGCGUCGUCUGCACUUACACCGUGAACGACACCUACACGGCCAGUGUAAAGCCAGUAAGUGUGGAGCUCAAUUCUAUGCUUUGUCCUGCACCUACCCUGACUAAAGUUGGAGAGACUCUCGAUGUUUCAGUGAGCUUUAAUGGAGGAAAAUCUGUCAUCUCGAGCUCAUUAAUAGUCACAGCCACAGAAUGUUCGAAUGGGAUUGCAGCCGUCAUCGCCAUUUUAGUGCUACUGCUACUCCUGGGCAUUGGUUUGAUGUGGUGGUUUUGGCCCCUUUUCUGCAAAGUGGUUAUCAAGGAUCCUCCUCCCCCCCCACCCCCUGCACCAAAAGAGGAGGAAGAAGAACCUCUGCCAAACAAGAAAUGGCCAACUGUGGAUGCUUCCUAUUAUGGCGGUCGAGGAGUUGGAGGAAUUAAAAGAAUGGAGGUUCGCUGGGGCGAUAAAGGAUCUACUGAGGAAGGUGCAAGGCUAGAGAAAGCCAAAAAUGCUGUGGUGACAAUCCCCGAAGCAGAGGAGCCUGUCCGGCCGCGGCCACCGCGGCCCAAGCCCUUGCACCAGCCUCCGCAGACCAAGUGGUACGCGCCCAUCAAGGGUCGGCUGGACGCGCUCUGGGCUUUGCUGCGGCGGCAGUAUGACCGGGUCUCCCUGAUGCGGCCCCAGGAAGGAGACGAGGGUCGGUGCAUAAACUUCUCCCGAGUUUCUUCCCAGUAAAAGGAAAGGAGGAGGGCCACGAAGGUGUGAAGGUGGUCCGUCUUCGCACUGCUGAUUUCCAACCAAAUGAAAACCCAAUAAGUGCAUCUUAGAAAGUUUUGGAAGAGCAGCUUCAUUCCUCUCGGUCAGGAAGCGUUUCCUCUGCCUUCUGCUUUGCUUGCACCAGACAUUUUCAAACACUUGCCCUGCCAUCUACACGGGAGUUGAUGGAACUCAAGUGGUAACUCAUGACUCAUGACAUUGAAUAUAAAGGGGAACUUUAUGUGCUGUGGCUUACACAAGAAAGUCUGCAUGAAUGUGUAAAAAAGGGGGGGAGAAAAUAAAGAACAGGAUGAAGAUGACACCAGUGCGGGGACCACAGAACAGCUGGCCCCGAUGGCUCUUUAAUGAAGAAAGGAGUGUCACGCGUGGAAACAUGGCACUCGUGUGUUUACAUGGCAAGACUACUCACGGGCAGCCUGUGAGACACCCACCAGCUAAGCAGACAAAGGAGGCCCUGCCUUAGAGCUCUGCGGGGUCACAGACCCUUCCAGUCCCCUAGGCCGUGGGCCUGCGGGAAGCUUCGCCCGGGAAGGCCCGUCAUUCUGAUGCCGAGACGAGCGCACACGAUGAGAUGCGGACGGAUGCCCCGGGCACGGGUGGCAGGCGAGAUUCUGCCCUUUAGUUUUCGAGCCUUUCUUCCGUCGUGCGCUCGGGAAAGGAAGGAGAGUAGUGGAGCACGUCCCGCGGGAAGGCAGCGCCGCCCUGAGAGCUGAGGACAGGGCGCUGUGGUCGGAGCCCCCCCGGGCCCCGCAGCGGCCAGCGCCCCCAGGAGUUGUAUUCGCUUUUAAUUUAAAGGAAGCAGCAACCACACAGCUUCCGCUCAGGGUUUUUUCUUUCUCCAAGUCUCCACGGGCUCUUCAGCGUCACAAGCCAGCAACUCUCUUUGCAUGAAAAUUUCAAAGUUUAAUUAAUAUAAUUAAAGGCAACAGCAAGCAGCAGCCUGUGAAGAUUUCGCCCAUCUUUUUUAUGCCUUUUGACAUUGAAUGACCUAUUCCUGUAUGCGCAUUACUUGGAUUUGGGGGGGGCCUUUACCUUGCAUGUGAUUCAGUAGAGAAGCAAAGACCUCCACUACUCAUCAAUUUAAAAAAUUAGAUUUUCGGGAGGGUCAGCCACCACAAAACAUCAAAAAUGUAUGUAUUAUCAUUUUUUUAAGAAAAACCACCAUCGUGCCGUGUCGACAGUGCCAGAUUAUGUUAGCGUGAGCGGAAACACUGGGGGGGAGGAAGAAAGCAGCAGCUGAAGACAAAGGCUCAGAUGAUCCAGUCACUUCCGAUGCUGAAUUUCAGAGGCGAAAUGGAUAUUCGACGCGAAGCCUGCCAGCGCGCGCGCUUUGAUGAGAACUGGCACAGACAGUGACCAGUGGCCGGGUCAGUGGGAUGUCUCUCUGCGAGCACGAAGGCUUAUCAAAUGACACUAAAAAUAAGUUCAGCCACCGUCACAUCGGAAGGGGGAAGGCGAGCAUUUCAUGUUUGGCGGGCAUGUGAGUGCACUAGAUGGAAAGAGCGAUCUGGAGCAACCCGUAUAAUUACCCCCAUUGUGCUCUUAAUGGAAGUUCAGAGGACGGGAGGGAUUCUGUUGGUUGGUGUCCGGAUUUGUGGCACUGCUCCAAGAAGCCUUACUCACACACGCAAAUAUACAUUUAUAUGUGUGUGUAUUUUCUAGCUUGAAUCUUUUGCUCAAGUUUAUUUAUGUCACUGGCUGGCUGGAUCCAAAGUCAUGUGUCUACAUAUUCAUAAAUAAAAUGUUACCUGUGCCUCCGCUACCAUUUUUUUUAAGCCUACAUCAACUCAAGCCUUGUUUGAUUGAAUAUGUCAUUGUCCUGAUUAGUUUUAAGGACAGAAUUACAUUGAGUUCCAAAAUGUCCCUCAUGUUCACAAACAGUCUGUUGGCAGUAAUUAUCCAUGAGUGCAAGUAUGACUUGGAAGCCGAUGUCCACCCAAUGAGUUCUUGUAGACCUUUGUUCUACAUUUGCAUCUGGGAUAGGGCCUAUCCCUAUUUUCUUAAAUUGAUAAUUUAUUUCUGAGCAGUGCACAUCCCUAAAUGGCGUUUAUGAGCAUCCAGGAUGCUUAGAAGCUAAAGCUGUUUCUUUGAUAGUUACUUUGAAUUUUUCUAGUGUCAUAUGGCAUUUGUAUGACACUUGUAUUUUGCUAUAUGAGCAGUGUAAGUAGACCUCUGCCUUUAAAUGGCAAAUCUGUGGAUUGUCAUGCAAAUAGACUUCCAGUUCUAAUACCACUAUGAAGAAUUCUCAAUGAUGACGGAGAGGCAAUGGUCUAUAUGUUGUCUAAAAAAGUACCGUUCAUAAUGUUUAAAGACAGAUGGGAUUUUAUUGCACCGAAAGACAUGAACAGAUUUACAUUACAAUUUUCUCCGAUUAGGCUAACUAGCAAAUGAGAGGACUUUGCUUCAAAGAGUACUGUUUUCUCACUAAAUUGGAAACCUCCAGACCUUUCAACCAGGAAAAUAAAAGGGUAGUAUAAACCCAUUUCCAUGAGUUUAAUAACAUUUUAUAUGGUAUAUAGAGAAACAGUUCCUCAUUAAUAUUUUGGACUUAAUAUCAGUCAAGAUUUCUUUUCUGUGAAUAAGCGAGCAAGCCUUCAUGCAUAAUCCACUUGUGUUGCAUAAGGCUGCAAAAACAAUUAGGUGGGAAAUGACUCCUAACUUAUGUGUCUACUCUGCCUGGAAGAAAGUUUUGAAGGCAUCUAUAUAUAUUUCAUAACAAUGUCUGUUCUUUAUAGAUUUGAUCCAUAAAUAUUUAUCUAUCUGAAAACUUCGAUACUUGGAAUGUUUUCCUUAAAGCAUUUGGUGCUCCAAGAAAAAACAUUUGGUGCUAAGAGUUGCAUCACUGAUGCCUUUCCCCAAGUUAAUUCUAUUUUAACAUUUUAUAUUUCCUUCCCAAUGAGAUGCAGAGUAAAAUUUGAGACCCUCCCUCAAGAAGGGAGCAGCAUCUGUCACUAUGGAUAAUUACUGUUUUGACAAAAAUAUAUAAGGUUUAAACCUCUUGUAUUUCAAAUUGUUAGAGAAGAAAUGAUUUGCUUAUAUUUAUCUUGAACUUUAUUCUAACCACUUUAAAUCAUAAAUUAUUCAAUAUUUGUUUUUCAAAUAAAUCUAUACUGGGUAUAAGA
Molecule: messenger RNA, 4525 nt
Organism: Miniopterus natalensis
Lineage: Eukaryota; Metazoa; Chordata; Mammalia; Chiroptera; Miniopteridae
Gene: ANTXR2
Product: ANTXR cell adhesion molecule 2
Cellular component (GO): plasma membrane; cell surface
Molecular function (GO): transmembrane signaling receptor activity
Source: RefSeq, a predicted model, not a curated record